Messenger RNA from Sclerotinia trifoliorum, 3201 nucleotides. NCBI's taxonomy places the organism in Eukaryota, Fungi, Ascomycota, Leotiomycetes, Helotiales, Sclerotiniaceae. The record is from the annotation of a GenBank genome assembly.
ACAAUUUAAGUUCAACAGAUCCUUAAUGUGUAAUAUCAUGGAAAUUUAGUUAGACAGGUAUCCGGAUGUUAAUCACGCUAGUAGCUUGCCAUCGCUCACGAUAAAUUCUAGCUGUACCCCACGCGGAACUGCCUUUCCAUAACCCCGCGCCUGUCACCUUGACCCCAGGUUUCUCCAAUGGACAGCUCAAAAGAUAAAAUUUGUAUACCGUGAACGACGGUAUGUCAGAUCCCUUCAUGAUGCGUUGUCAUUGAAAGAUACACUCGGAGAUCUUGAGAUAAACUGGCAAGAUUAAGGAGACCCAUAAUCAAAGUGGCUGAGAGGCGUGCCACAGAGAUGCAGUAGCUUUGCAUAGGAUCAAUGUCUUUCACUCUUUAGCCAUAUUCCUCCAUCAUUCGUCAUGUCGUCUCUGUACGCAGAUAUACCACUAUCCCGGCCUGACAAGCAAAUUAGACUGCUCCGGCUUGAGCAAUCAUCGUCUGAUUGUGAUGACUACUGUUUCAGCUUGGCGGCACACGAGUUUCACGACGAUGUGCGCCCAUCUUAUAUUGCCAUCUCAUACACUUGGGGGAAUACCGUCCCACUUCUCCCGAUAUUUGUGAAUGGUAAAAAGAUGCGAGUACGUCAUAAUUGCUGGUAUUCCCUUUGGCAAAUUAGACAUCAUGGUUUAACUGAUUAUCUCUGGAUUGAUUCGUUGUGCAUCAAUCAAGAUAACGAUGAAGAGAAGAAUUUCCAGGUUGCCAUGAUGGGAUCGAUUUAUGAAUCUGCAUUGUGGGUUGCAAGUUGUAUUGGCACCGGUGAAACCAUCAGUGUGAUGGAGCCCGGCUUGAUGUCUGAUAGUGAAGAAGCCAAACUCGCCAGGAUGAGACUUAGAGAAAGCUUUGAUCAAAUACCAUAUUUUGAUAGAGUAUGGAUCAAACAGGAAAUCAUUCUUGGACGUGAUAUCACACUCUUUUACGGACUAAAAAGGAUCUCAUGGGAAAAGUUUGAUCUAUUGAUGAACAUGGAGCAGAGGCUGUUGGAACGGAAGUUGAACUCAGAAGAAAGUGCUGACUCUGGUAUUUUCGAUGCGUUAGAUAAUGGGGCAGGUUCAAGCGGUUUUUACGAAUUGAGUCGAGCACAAGAAAUGCUACUCCAGGAAACCGAGACGAAUUCUGCUAUAUCACAACUUUGCAAUCAUCGCUCAAGACCAAUGUCUGGUACGUUCGUUGACUUGGUUCUCAGAUAUAAAACAGCAAAGGCUACCAAUUCCAGGGAUAAAAUAUAUGCACUUCUCUCCCUUCUCCCAAAAGAAGACCCCAUCCGGCAAAACUUAGUGGUUGACUAUGGACAGCCUACAUUCAAUUUAUUCCACACAAUCAUAAGAUUGGUGUACAGCGCGUACGAAGAUACAAAAUAUGGACAAAAGCAUCAGGUCUUGGGUUUAAUCAGGGAAUGGCUGGGAAUUAAUGAAACAAACGUGGAAAUGAACGAUUAUCUGAAAUCUGUUCCCUCUUCACCAUCGGAUUGGCUACCUUCUUCGAUUUCAGAUUUGGCUGGUUCUUGGCUUAAUGGAAUCGAUCCUCAUAUUAUGCUGGAUGUCAUGGAAAUGUGCAAAAUAGGUGCGCAGGAUGAAAUCAACCUUAACUUGGAUCUUAAGCCUGAGGAGUACACACCUUUAGCCUUAAUCAAACACAUUAAUACGUGGCGGCGUAAUGAUGAGAAAUGGACCAAGAAAGAUAUGCAGCAGCUUGUGCCAAUCAACCUCAAAACAACAAGGGUUGUCUUUAUACGUCCAACUCUACACAUGAGUAUUUCUCCGAAUAUGAAAGAGUUUCUGGCUAAUGCAGAUGUUCGAGCCGGGGAUUUCAUUGCAAAGAUACUUUGGGAUGGGCCUAAAUCCUCCUACCACGUCACAGCUGUCCGGACUGUAGCACAUGCAGUUUUACGGGCAGUGGAUGUUAGCGACAAAGAUAAAGAAGAGGACAUCCUCGACGACUCUGCCAUGGACACUUCCGAAGACAUGUUUGAUAGCUUUUUGAACCACCUCUCAGAACAAGGGAACAGCCCAGGAGUUAUUCUCAAACUCCACAGCUGGGCGAUUCCGGUGGGCCAGGAUCUUACCCUACUGACUGAAAAUGAAGAAUCCGAUUCUUCAUAUGCACAUCGGAAUCAAAGCUUGAGUAGAUUAAAGCUACACCAUAGGGACUUGUUGAUACCAUUGAUUUUGAACAAUACGCCGCUAUAUGCAUUGCUGUAUCCUGCACCUGAAGGUUCAUACUUCUCAACAGUUCAGUCGGACAAUGACGUGGAAUCUUUGGAUCAAAAACGCCAGCCCAGCUCUCCCUCCAAGAGUGAAGUAGAUUAUAACUAUCUCAGAGAUGUACUGGGUUGAAACUUGCAAACACUAAGGAUGUGGGUAUCGGCAUUGAGAAAAUUUGGGUGACUUUUGAUGGCGUUGGUGCUCCGAGCUCGUUUACAGGGCUCACAAGGACGAUCUGGAGUUUGGCAAUGUCUCAGGGUUAUGAAGAUUGGGAUUUGGUUACACCAUCUUUUUGUCAAUAUUCGAGAAUCCUCGUAUAUUGUUUCAUAAAUAAACCCUUAUAGAUUAAUUAGUAGUGAUCGGGUGAUCAACAACUUUAAUUCUAUUUCUCACUACGCAGUGUGUCAACCUGACCGAGGAGAGGAACUCUCCUUCGACUUGAUGGCCUAAAGGUCUUUUUUUCCUUCUUACGUGAGAACGUAUCUCCACCUCGCUCAACUACCUACACACAAACUUCAAGGAAACUCAUAUUCUGAUAUUUAAGAGGCCAAACCCAAGUACUCUCAGGAGCUACAAAAUAGAAUUUCUCUUUUUCGGCAAAUCAAGCAUGCGAGGAUACAUCUGCAUCUAUCAUUCCACCAGGUCGCAGCAAGUGGUGGAGCUUCUAUGUCCAUGGAAGGUUCGUUGUAUCCUGGAUGGAUGGGAAGUGAUUACCAGCAUUAAUACUAAAGGCAUCUGAGAUGUGAGGGCGGUGAUAAAAGCUCGCGACAAUAGUCAGGGAACACCGGGCGAUGCUUUUAACUAUCACAACUUUUCUGGCGUUUUGCCAUGCCCAGAGAUAGUUUAUUAUAUUGGCUUCCUCGGCCCCCUUGUGCGUGCUGGUGUGUUUAUUUCCCUGUUUGAUCUUUUCUAUCUUUUUAGUCAAUGGUCUUUUAUAUAUCUCGAUUACUCUGCUAUUC